AUGGCGUCCGGUUCCACCGCCCGCGACAUGGUUGACUCUACCGCCGCUACCAUUGCGUCCGCUUCCACCACCGGCGACAUGGUCGACUCUACCGCCGUCAAUGAUACGACCGGUCCUUCCACAACUGCCAAUGCAAUCGCGCRGUUGUCCGCGCACCAGCUCGAGGCUCUGGAUGGCCUGGUUGUGGGCGACCUUCUCUUCAUCGUUGCAGUCGAUGACGAUGCCGCGGAGGACGAUGCGCGCGAGAGCGACGAAGAUGAGGGGCAGGAUUCCGAGGASGUGGACGGAGACGAUGAGGAGCAGACACACGACGAUGCCGACAGCGCUGCUGAGGGCGACGUUGAGGGCGACGAUGAGGGUGACGAUGAUGGCGAAGACGAGGAGGAUACCAGCAGCGCCGGCGAGAACAACGAGGAUGAAGACGAGAGCGCGGACGAUAACACUGACCCCGACACUGCCGCAGCGCUCGCCCACGUUGAUACACCACCAAGCUUGUUCAUCGUCACUGACAUCAUUUCCGACGACGGAGGUGUCAUCAAGGACGUGAAGUUGAAGAAGCUGACAUACUCUCAAGUCGCCGAGGUGGACAAGUGCCACAGCUUUCAAGUGUACGGCAACGAAAUCGUUCACCAUGACGAUCCCAAGGCAUGCAACCAGUGCAAAGACACUCUUAGCAUCGCCGACACCGUACCAACCCCAGACCACCUGAUAAUCAACUCUCCACAGGGCGACUACGUCCGCCAUGCAGACCAUACCAUCGCAUCGAAUGCCCGCCAACAAUGUAUUCCCGAGUGCAGGAACGGCUGGCUCCCAGAUCGUGGGGUUGUGAACUUAUUGAUCGCUGGCCAUGACUCGCCGAUCCUCGCCUGGAAUGGCGACCUUGAGAUGGACCUGCAGCAUUCAGUCUGCCCUGUCUGUGUCGGCCUCGACCUCUUCAAGGCUCAAGAAGCUCUCCAAUUGGCUCUACUCACCAACGGUCAUUCGAACUUCGACGCGAUAGUAGAUCAUGCGGGCGACCUGAACGCGCGCCGUGCCGCCCUUGGCUAUCCUUUCUGCCAGUUCGAUGAGCGCUUGUGGGGGUUCUACUUUGACGACAUGGAUGGUGAAGAUGGUGGAGGCGAUGGUGGAAUGGACGGAGGUUGGAACSACCCGUACGAGCAYUUUCCAGAAGCACUGGACCCAAACGCAUACAUCAGGAUGAACCCAGCGAGCGAGGCUACCAUCCAGGCACUCCCACGAAAGCUCUUCGUCGAGACGGGCAGCAGCGCUGCUGAGUGCGCCGUUUGCAUGGACCCGCUCAAGAAGGAGUCCGUGGUCAUCGUGUUGCCGUGCGGACAUUCGGAACAUCAUGCCGAGUGUUUGGAGUUGUGGUUGAGGCAGCAGGAGACUUGCACGGUGUGUCGGAGGGUUGUACCUACUGCGAAAGCGGUUGGAGGGGCUAUGGUUGAGCAGGAAGAGGACAACUCUGAGGAGGCGAUCGAGCCCACCACUCCCGCGCUCCACGAUGAUGUCGACAUGCAUCCUGGCUUUCCCGGCCCAAGCAAAGACGCAGCUGAAGGCAACAUUACGGUGCCACAAGUGUUGCCUUCUUUGAGCUGGGCCACAGCGGAUGACGAUUCGAUCAUGUCGGAUGAGUAG
Ramularia collo-cygni is the source of this 1638-nucleotide messenger RNA. RefSeq lists its product as uncharacterized. The record is from RefSeq and is a predicted model, not a curated record. The transcript has a single exon. NCBI's taxonomy places the organism in Eukaryota, Fungi, Ascomycota, Dothideomycetes, Mycosphaerellales, Mycosphaerellaceae. The coding region runs from base 1 to 1638 and encodes 545 amino acids.